AUGCUCCUCAUCAAGCCGUCAUGGCUGAGCCACAGCGGCGAACAAAAGGACUUUGAAGUCUACAGCUGCCAUGUGUCGCCCGAUGGCAAGCGUCUCGCGACGGCCGGCGGCGACGGCCACGUCCGCAUCUGGUCCACCGAGGCCAUCUACAACUCGCGCGAUCCCUCCUACACCAAGCCGCGACAGCUCUGCCACAUGAGCCACCAUCUCGGCACCAUCCAUUCCGUGCGCUUCAGCCCCAAUGGCAAGUACCUGGCCAGCGGCGCCGAUGACAAGCUCAUCUGCGUCUACCAUCUCGACAAGGGCCCGCCGCCCGCCACCUUUGGCUCCGACGAGCCGCCGCCUGUCGAGAACUGGAAAACAUACAAGCGACUGAUUGGCCACGAGAAUGACGUCCAGGACCUGGCUUGGUCCUACGACUCGUCCAUCCUCGUCUCCGUCGGCCUCGACUCCAAAGUGGUAGUCUGGUCAGGCUACACGUUCGAAAAGCUCAAAUCUCUGCCUGCGCAUCAGUCGCAUGUCAAGGGCAUCUGCUUUGAUCCCGCCAACAAGUUCUUCGCGACCGCCAGUGACGAUCGAACUAUUAAAAUUUUCCGCUUCACAUCCCCCGGGCCCAGUUCAACGCAGCACGAUAUGAUCAACAAUUUUGUCCUCGAAACUACGAUUAGCUCUCCCUUCAAGAGCUCGCCCCUUACAACGUAUUUCCGACGCUGUUCGUGGUCACCCGACGGUAAUCACAUUGCGGCUGCCAAUGCCGUCAAUGGACCUGUCAGCUCUGUCGCAAUCAUUGAGCGCACACGCUGGGAUUGCGAAAUCAACUUGAUCGGCCACGAAGCACCUACGGAGGUGUGUCUUUUCUCCCCUCGAUUGUUUCAUACCUCGAAGCCUGGCGGAGAAGCAUCCGAGAGUGAUCAGCCUUCACUUGUCACGGUGAUAGCAGCUGCCGGACAGGACAAGACGCUCAGCCUCUGGAACACCAACACUUCUCGACCUGUGGUCAUCUUGCAAGAUCUCGCUGGAAAAUCCAUCUCCGACUUGGCGUGGACACCUGACGGCGAGACCUUGUUUGCGGCCAGCUUGGAUGGCAGUAUUGUCGUGGCCCGAUUUGAGGACGGUGAGCUCGGCUGGGUUGCUACUGCGGAAGAGAACGAUCGAGCGCUGCAGAAAUAUGGAGCCUCACGGAAAGGCAUGGGAAUCGCAGAGGAUGUCGAUGGUCUCAUGCUAGAGGAUCAGAGCAAGGCUGGCGAGUCCAGGGAUUUGCAGUCGCGAAUGGGCGCAUUAAUGGGUGAUGCGCCUGCUGGCGAAGGCAAUGCUUCCGCAGCCACCAAUGGCACCCAGACUGGCGACUCGACACCUAAACCCGCAGCCAAUGGCGUAUCGUCGGAGAAGCCCGAGCAAGACAAAACUGCAGAGCGAGUCAAAGAGCUCAAGUCUAGAGUGACGGUCGGCAAGGACGGCAAGAAGCGUGUUGCUCCUCUGCUGGUCUCCUCGUCAGGCACGGGCCAGUCUUCUUUACCACAGACGCAGCUGAUCGGUUCUACGUCGACAACGAAAAUAUCCCAGAACGACGCGCCGCUCACGGUACUCGACCUCAGCAAGCCGUUCAACGGCCUACCCGAAGGCGGCAUUGCAUCCCUGCUACUGGGAAAUAAGCGCAUUCGUACUGGGGCCGAGACUGAGGAGGGGGAAGAGCCUCUUGCAAAGCGGCCAGCCGGCGGUCCAACAGCAAUCGUGACCGGCGGGGUAGCUGGCGUUGAGCCGGCAGUGCUAGCUAACAUUGAGAACGGCGUCAUACCGACGCCAGAAUUCUUGCGACCUGCCGUCCUGAACCCAGCAUUGUCUGUGGCAGCGGUCAGGCUUGCAGUGCCUCGAGUGCGAUCGCAUAUCAUACGACCCCUUGAGAAGGGAAUUCUCGGUGUUGAAAGUGCAACUACCAAGACAGCUGAAAUCACAAUUCUCGAGGCCAAGAAUGCCGCGAACCCCAACGAUCCGUCCCGAGUUAUCGUUUCGAAACGUGGUGCUGUUGUUUGGCACGAAUUCCUGCCGCGCGCCGUCAUUCUAGUUACCGGAAACAAGAAUUUUUGGGCGGCUGCGUGCGAAGACGGCUCUAUUCAUGUCUGGUCGCCUGCUGGACGUCGACUUUUGAAUCCUAUGAUCCUAGAAUCGCAACCCGUCAUUCUUGAGUGCCGCGACCAUUGGUUAUUGUGCAUUACAGCGGUGGGCAUGGCCUACGUUUGGGACAUCAAGACGCAAUCUUCGCCUCACCCUCCUGUGUCGCUUGCGCCGAUCCUCGAUGCUGCAGUAUCGUCACUCGACCAACACCAUACCUUCACGGGUGGUCCAGGUGUCACCUCGGCUCAUCUUAACACGACGGGGCACGUUGUUGUAACUCUGUCAAAUGGCGAUGGCUUCUACUAUGCUCGCGAUAUGUACACGUGGCAACGACUCAGUGAGUCAUGGUGGGCUGUUGGAUCCCAAUACUGGAACUCGAACGAUUCAUCCGUUUCCGCUCUGCAGUCCACGGCGGUUGGACCGAAGUCGAGGACGAGGUCGACAAGGAGAAAGAGCAGGAGAAAGCAAGAAGAACAAGAGCCGGAGGAACCGGCGGUUGAUGUUUCCUCUGGCAUAAUCCCAUUUCUGGAACGUCACACGACUAACGAGUUCAUGGCCAAAGGCCGAGCAUACGUUAUGCAACGCAUUAUCAAAACGGUUAUCCAACGAAAAGAAUCAGAAGAUUUGGAGAGUGUUGUCAGCAUUGCGCAUCUCGAGAAUCGAUUGGCAGGUGCACUGCAGCUAGGGGCUCGCGACGAGUUUCGGUUAUAUCUUGCCAUGUAUGCCAAGCGACUGGGAGCCGAGGGCGCGCAUGGGAAGGUCGAAGAAUUAUUGAAGACACUUGUUGGUGGUAUUCUCCAAGGCGAUGACGCCGACGCGGAGGGCGGGAAGGGCUGGUUCAGCAAGGCGGAUGAGCUGUGUGGCUGGGAUCGAAAGCAGUUGUUGAAGGGAGUGGUUCUAAGUCUUGGAAAAUACCGUGAGUUGCAGCGACUAACCGGCCAGUACGCCAGGCUGCUGGAUCUCGAUCUGGGCAGCGGUGCCGGAGCCGACGCCGAUUCCAUGGAGAUUGAAAACUAG
Akanthomyces muscarius is the source of this 3129-nucleotide messenger RNA. RefSeq lists its product as uncharacterized. The transcript has 2 exons. The record is from RefSeq and is a predicted model, not a curated record. NCBI's taxonomy places the organism in Eukaryota, Fungi, Ascomycota, Sordariomycetes, Hypocreales, Cordycipitaceae. Gene Ontology annotation, cellular component: HIR complex; nucleus. The coding region runs from base 1 to 3129 and encodes 1042 amino acids. Gene Ontology annotation, molecular function: nucleosome binding; protein binding. Gene Ontology annotation, biological process: chromatin remodeling; DNA-templated transcription; regulation of DNA-templated transcription.